Adineta steineri is the source of this 1095-nucleotide messenger RNA. Lineage: Eukaryota; Metazoa; Rotifera; Eurotatoria; Adinetida; Adinetidae. The record is from the annotation of a GenBank genome assembly.
AUGAAUACUAUUCAAAAUCGUCUUUUAAUUUCAUUUAUUACUGCAUGGAUAGCUUAUGCAUUAACUUAUUUCUUACGUAAACCAUUAGGAAUUAUUAAAACUGAUCUUGAAAAUGAUUUAAAAUUUUCAAAAUAUCAGUUGGGCCUAUUUGAUACAGCAUUAUUAUUACCCUAUGCUCUUGUUCAAACUUUCUUUGGUUCAUUGGGUGAUCGAUAUGGUGCUCGACGUACAUUUGGUUAUGGUCUUAUUGGUUCAGGAAUAUCCAUGAUUACAUUCGGAUGGUGGAGUGAUUAUCGAAUUCUUUUUGUAUUACUUUUUCUAAAUGGUGCAUGUCAAUCAUUAUGUUGGGCAGCAGCAAAUAAAGGUCUUGGUGCUUGGGUAACUGAUAUUCAACGUAAUUUUGUUUUUGGUUUAUUUGGUACAUGUCCAUUUGCUGGUGGUAUUCUUGGUACUGCUCUUGCUGUAUACAUUCAAGGAAAAGAUGGUUGGCGUCUUGUUCAUUUUCAACCAUCAAUUUUUUGUAUUAUUGCUGGUGUUUUGGUUCUUUUUCUUUUUCGAGAACCAUCUGAAUUAAGAAUGUCCAUAACUGGAAAAGAAUCACCUGUAAAAGCUACAGAUAAUCGUCCAAGAAUGACAAUUAUGGAAGUAUACCGUUUACCAAUGGUCAAAGAAAUAGCUGCUAGUGUAUUUUGUUUAAAAGUUGUUCGAUAUGCAAUUUAUUUAUGGCUUCCUUUAUAUUUAAAACAAGAACUUAAUUAUUCGAAAUCUGAUGCUGGUCUUUUUUCAACUAUGUUUGAUAUUGGUGGAGUUGCUGGAAGUGCUACUAUUGGAUUUAUUCUUAAUCGAUUUUUUAAUAAUGAAGGAUGUCUUGGUGCAGGUGUUGAAACAUUAUUUAGUGCUGGCACUCUUCUUCUCUUCUUAGUAUUUGCACAAUCAGGCAUAACUAUCAAUUCAAUUUUAAUGAUUGUAACUGGAUUACUCAAUUGUGGAGCUGAUAUUAUUCUAUGUAGUUCAGUACCAAUUGAAAUAGGUGAAAUGAAUGGUCGAAAUGCUGGUAGUGCAGUUAUUGGUUUUGUCAACGAAGAAAAGAAAUAA